AUGAAGUGGCCUUCCAUUUGUGGCCCAUUUGUGGCACGGUUGCGGAAUUUGUCGACCUCCACAGUUUGUGACAUUCUGUUUCUGUGGUUUUGCGACGUCGGUUUUCCGCGAUAUCUGAAGAGUGACAAGGGGCCACAGCUCCGCGGGGAAUUCGAGGAUUUCUGCCGCAAGCAUAACAUCAGAUUCGAGACGUCAUCUCCAUAUAACUCCCAAAGCAACGGUUUGGCAGAGGUGGUUGUAAAAUCCAUGAAAACACUUUUGAAGAAGGUGGACCAGAAUGAAAAAGAGUUUCGUGCAGCUUUACUUGCUUGGCGUUCUAAUCCACGGUCUGACGGGUUUAGCCCGGCGAAUGGCUUCUUCGGACGCGACUUGCGAGGUCAAUUGCCUGAUUGUCGCGAGCAAUCACCACCUGUCUCUCCGGAGUUUGCCGCCGCCAGAUUACGCUCCUUGGAGCGUUUCCUCAACCGUGAUCAGGGGCACGAUUUGGAGGCUCUACCCGUCGGGGCUUGUGUCUUGGUCCAGGAUUGCAUCUCUGGUGACUGGAGGCCUGGGGGUGUGAUCCUCGAACGGCUGGAUAAUGGUCGUUCUUACCGUGUCCACACUCCGUGCGGGGAGUAUCGUCGGAAUCGCCGGUUUUUACGUUUGGACCACUCUGUGCCUCCGCCUGAUCCGGAUGACACAUUAAUUGAAAAGCCCCCACUCUCUCCCCGUCGCAGUGGGCGGACCCGAAGGAACGUCUCAUUCCUUGGGAUCAAUCAUAUUUCUUAA
Messenger RNA from Tigriopus californicus, 768 nucleotides. RefSeq lists its product as uncharacterized. The coding region runs from base 1 to 768 and encodes 255 amino acids. Gene Ontology annotation, biological process: DNA integration. Lineage: Eukaryota; Metazoa; Arthropoda; Copepoda; Harpacticoida; Harpacticidae. The record is from RefSeq and is a predicted model, not a curated record. The transcript has 2 exons. Gene Ontology annotation, molecular function: nucleic acid binding.